AUGAUAAACAUGAUGUAAGCUAUAUUGGAAAUAAUUUAGUGUUAGAGAGUAUUCAGGAUUCUAUUAUUGUGUUACGAAUGAAAGAAAAUUGAAUAAUCGAAAUUUUAAUAAUAUUAGAAAUGUUGCAUUAUAAAAUUUAAUAAAUCGUUAGUCAAAAAUGUUAAUAAAAGAACAAUAAGAAUAUAAGUUAAAAGUUAUUGAAGAUAGAAUGGAGUAAUUAGAAACAACUCUAUUAAGGAAGGUCAAUCAUUUAGAGGAUAGGAUUAGGUCAUUUAAUUAGAAAUUUGAAAGAAUUGAUGAAUUAGGAGAUAGAGUUAAUGAUUUACAUUCAUUGUUUGAUAAGCUAAAAGAGAAUUUUGACACAAAGUUGAUGUUGUAAGAGGAUAAAAUAUCAAAAGCAAAUUACAAUAUAAAUAAAUUAAAAUCGGAAGAUUUCUAACAAUUAUACAAUUUAGUUAAAAAAGCAUUCAAUACUACAAAAGAUUUGUCUUUAGAAAUGUAAAACAUAAAGACGAAAGAUAUACGACAAUCUGAAGUUUUAUUCAAAUAGGAACUGAAACAAUCUAAUAUAUUAGGAGAAAGAUUAUAAUCUCCACUUUUACACUAGAGAAUGGAUAGUUAUUAAAAAAGUGAUAGAAUGAGAUCAAUAACAUUGGAGAAGGAUAAGGGUUAAGAAUAGAAGGUGAAAUUCGAAAAUGAAGAUUUGGAGUUGAAUAAACUAAAUUAAAAGGGCAUCUUUAAAAAUGAUACUUAAAAGUUGAUAGAUAAAUAUUAAUUCACAUUGUAGACGAAAUUGUAAAAUGAGAGUAUGUAUUAGUUUAAUAAUUAGAUAUUCAGAAAUUGAGUAAUACAAAGCUUGAAGUAUAAAACAGUGAGCAAUGUAAGAUAUUGACUUAAUAGUAAUAAUCACUAUUAGAGAGAACAAUAUCUUAAGAUCAUAUUCCGAGAUCAAAAUACUUAAAUAGUACAAAUUAAAUUAAAGAAUAACUGAAAAACUUAAGGAAAUGA
Messenger RNA from Paramecium sonneborni, 1008 nucleotides. Lineage: Eukaryota; Ciliophora; Oligohymenophorea; Peniculida; Parameciidae. The record is from the annotation of a GenBank genome assembly.